GGCCGGGGAGGCUCGCGAAGGCUGGAGCUGGAGGCGCGGCGGCGGGGAGCUGAGUGUGGAAGCCAUAAAAUGUAAAACAUACGAGCUGUCAGCAGCCAUGUGUCAGUUGGUUCCAAUAUGGAACCAACUCGCCUGCAGUGAAAAAGAAGCCGACAUGCAGAAAGCAGCAGAGAACCAUGUGUGCUCAGUACUGCAUCUCCUUUGCUGAUGUUGAAAAAGCUGAUACCAACAUUCGAGAUUCUAUCCACCUCACACCAGUGCUAACAAGCUCCAUUUUGAAUCAACUAACAGGGCGCAAUCUUUUCUUCAAAUGUGAGCUCUUCCAGAAGACAGGAUCUUUUAAGAUUCGUGGUGCUCUUAAUGCCGUCAGAAGCUUGGUUCCUGAUGCUUUAGAAGGGAAGCCGAAAGCUGUUGUUACUCACAGCAGUGGAAACCAUGGCCAGGCUCUCACCUAUGCUGCCAAACUGGAAGGAAUUCCUGCUUAUAUUGUGGUGCCCCAGACAGCUCCAGACUGUAAAAAACUUGCAAUACAAGCCUACGGAGCGUCAAUUGUAUACUGUGAACCUAGUGAUGAGUCCAGAGAAAAUGUUGCAAAAAGAGUUAUAGAAGAAACAGAAGGCAUCAUGGUACAUCCCAACCAGGAGCCUGCAGUGAUAGCUGGACAAGGGACAAUUGCCCUGGAAGUGCUGAACCAGGUUCCUUUGGUGGAUGCACUGGUGGUACCUGUAGGUGGAGGAGGAAUGGUUGCUGGAAUAGCAAUUACAAUUAAGGCUCUGAAACCUAGUGUGAAAGUAUAUGCUGCUGAACCCUUGAAUGCAGAUGAUUGCUACCAGUCCAAGCUGAAGGGGGAACUGAUGCCCAAUCUUUAUCCUCCAGAAACCAUAGCAGAUGGUGUCAAAUCCAGCAUUGGCUUGAACACCUGGCCUAUUAUCAGGGACCUUGUGGAUGAUAUCUUCACUGUUACAGAGGAUGAAAUCAAGCGUGCAACCCAGCUGGUGUGGGAGAGGAUGAAACUACUCAUUGAACCUACAGCUGGUGUUGGAGUGGCUGCUGUGCUGUCUCAACAUUUUCAAACUGUUUCCCCAGAAGUAAAGAACAUUUGUAUUGUGCUUAGUGGUGGAAAUGUAGACUUAACCUCCUCCAUAAGUUGGGUGAAGCAGGCUGAAAGGCCAGCUUAUCAGUCUGUUUCUGUUUAAUUUACAGAAGAGGAAAUGGUGGGAUUCAGUGUCUUUAGAUACUGAAGACAUUUUGUUUCCUAGUCAGUCAACUCUUAGUUAUCAGAUUCUUAAUGGAGAGUGGCUAUUUCAUUAAGAUUUAAUAGUUUUUUUGGACUAAGUAGUAGAAAAACUUUCAUACUUAACUGAGACAUUUUGUCAAGGCUAAAAAAAAAGUCUUGCAGAAUGGGGCAGCAGACUGACAGGCUGACAUAGAAAAUAAACUUUGUCCAAUCACAA
Molecule: messenger RNA, 1454 nt
Organism: Rhinopithecus roxellana (golden snub-nosed monkey)
Lineage: Eukaryota; Metazoa; Chordata; Mammalia; Primates; Cercopithecidae
Gene: SRR
Product: serine racemase
Exons: 9
Coding region: 177-1196 (339 amino acids)
Biological process (GO): L-serine metabolic process; D-serine biosynthetic process; pyruvate biosynthetic process
Cellular component (GO): cytoplasm
Molecular function (GO): magnesium ion binding; ATP binding; serine racemase activity
Source: RefSeq, a predicted model, not a curated record